AUGACACCGACGCUCACCAAAGCACUGGUAGUCAACGUUACAAACGCUUUAGUCGAUGGCAUACCGUUCCCCUACACUGUUGGCGGUGAUGUGUGCGAUAAUCAUACGUCAAGUCUAUGUCCACACAAAUCACGUGACAAAAGACCACACGAAGACAUCACCGCACAGACCACUCACCACAAUGAGUGGCAAUCAGUUUACGAUGAGUUUGGUUGCAUUCAAGAGCAAAGGCUGGUAGGCUAUGAUCGG
This is a messenger RNA of Oppiella nova, 249 nucleotides long. Lineage: Eukaryota; Metazoa; Arthropoda; Arachnida; Sarcoptiformes; Oppiidae. The record is from the annotation of a GenBank genome assembly.